CGCUAAGCUGCCGGCUACACCAUCAUUCCUUUCCUUGUGUAAAAGCCUCAGAUUGGAGAUUACACCUCAAUCUUAUCUACCUUGAUCUUCCCCCAAACUUUCUCGGGAAAAUCCUUUUGCUUUCUACACAGCCAAACAACGUCUAUCUUUUUUUCCCCGAACAUCCUAGAUGUCGACAUCGGGGCAGCCCCAGUUCCGAUACACCCAAACCCCCUCGAAGGUCCUCCACCUCCGCAAUCUUCCCUGGGAGUGCAUCGAGGAGGAGCUCAUCGAGCUUUGCAAGCCUUUCGGCAAGAUCGUCAACACCAAGUGCAACGUUGGCGCCAAUCGCAACCAGGCUUUCGUCGAAUUUGCAGAUUUAAAUCAGGCCAUAUCAAUGGUUUCAUACUAUGCAUCAUCUUCUGAGCCUGCCCAAGUUCGUGGCAAAACUGUGUAUAUUCAAUACUCAAAUAGACAUGAAAUCGUGAACAACAAAAGUCCAGGAGAUGUUCCCGGAAAUGUCUUGCUGGUUACCAUUGAAGGUGUAGAAGUUGGUGAUGUUAGCAUUGAUGUAAUUCACUUGGUAUUUUCUGCUUUUGGCUUUGUACAUAAAAUUGCUACUUUUGAAAAGGCUGCUGGUUUCCAGGCAUUAAUCCAGUUUAGUGACGCUGAGACUGCAUCUGCUGCAAGGAACGCCUUAAAUGAAAGAAGCAUACCCAGGUAUUUGCUUCCAGAGCAUGUUAAUUCAUGUCACCUGCGUAUUUCGUAUUCUGCACACACUGAUCUGAAUAUCAAGUUCCAGUCUCACAGAAGCAGGGAUUAUACAAAUCCAUAUCUUCCUGUGAAUCCUACUGCAAUUGAGGGUGUUGUGCAGCCUGCACUAGGGCCUGAUGGAAAGAGGAAAGAACCUGAGAGUAAUGUGCUUCUUGCUUCAAUUGAGAAUAUGCAGUAUGCUGUCAAUGUGGACGUUCUGCACACGGUAUUCUCUGCCUUUGGCACUGUUCAGAAAAUUGCUAUAUUUGAGAAGAAUGGUCAAACUCAGGCACUUGUUCAAUACCCUGAUGUUAGUAUUGCAGCAGUUGCCAGAGAAGCUUUAGAGGGACAUUGCAUAUAUGAUGGUGGCUAUUGUAAGCUUCAUCUAUCAUACUCUCGUCAUACUGAUCUCAAUGUAAAGGCUUACAGUGACAAAAGUAGAGAUUACACGAUCCCAGAUGCAAGUUUGCUUGCAUCACAAGUGUCAGGUCUCCCGGGUGCUCCAGCAGUUUGGCAAAAUCCUCGGCCUGGUCCAAUAUAUGCUGGAAAUGAUUAUAAUACUGGCGGUUCUGUUCCUGCUCAGUAUCCUAGCAGACAGAUGGCACCAUGGGAUGCCUCCAUGCAGGCCGGUAGAGCCCCAUUUGGAUCUGUUCCUAGCACUUAUCCUGGACAAAAUUUUGCCGUAGCAACCAGCCAAAUUCCUUCUGCGGUCUCUUCAAUGGGAUUUUCUUCAGGGUUUCCACCAAAUGUGCGACCUGGUGGUGCUUCAUCUUCCAGCCAGCUUCAGCCGGGGAUUCCACCAAAUGUGCGACCUAGCGGUGGUCCGCCUCCUGGUCACCCUACUUAUUAUGGCCAAUAGGGUGCAUCUUCACUUCACGUAAAUGCAAGUUGCUAGCAUUUCUAGUGUCUCGUGCUUGUAUCCCAAAUUCUACAUUUUCAAUUUGUUUAUUGAGGAAACAGUGACGAUCAUGCCCUGUAAGAAGCCUGUGACUGACUAAAUUUUUCAGUGAGGCAUGCUUCCGGAUAUCCCGAUCUUUCAA
This is a messenger RNA of Carya illinoinensis, 1772 nucleotides long. Its product is annotated as polypyrimidine tract-binding protein homolog 1-like. Gene Ontology annotation, biological process: regulation of RNA splicing. Gene Ontology annotation, molecular function: mRNA binding. The record is from RefSeq and is a predicted model, not a curated record. The transcript has 10 exons. Bases 170 to 1591 code for a protein of 473 amino acids. Gene Ontology annotation, cellular component: nucleus. NCBI's taxonomy places the organism in Eukaryota, Viridiplantae, Streptophyta, Magnoliopsida, Fagales, Juglandaceae.